This is a messenger RNA of Cheilinus undulatus (humphead wrasse), 655 nucleotides long. RefSeq names its product EF-hand calcium binding domain 2 (gene drc8). The coding region runs from base 1 to 486 and encodes 161 amino acids. The record is from RefSeq and is a predicted model, not a curated record. The transcript is spliced from 7 exons. Lineage: Eukaryota; Metazoa; Chordata; Actinopteri; Labriformes; Labridae. Gene Ontology annotation, molecular function: calcium ion binding.
AUGGCGGUGGACAAGCAAAAUGCAGACGUUGUUUUGUCAGACAUCCACAAAAAGAUUAAAUCAGCUUUUGAAUCGUUCGACUACCAGUUAAACAACACAGUGGAUGUCAGGGAGAUUGGCACCAUCAUCUACUCUCUGGGUUGCUUCCCCUCUCAGGCAGACAUCAACAACUUUAUAGCUGAGGUUGAAGACGAACAAUCAGGAUUUGUUCACUUGGAAAGGUUCCUUCCUGCCAUGACCAAAGUUCUAAUGGAGAACAAGUUCCCUCCCAUCCCUAAGGACCUUGUGCUUCAGGCCUUUGAGGUACUGGACAAACAAAAGAAGGGAUACCUGGAUGCCGAGGAGCUGACAAAGUACCUGACACAGGAAGGCGAGGUCUUCAAUCAGAACGAGAUGGAUGAAAUGCUGUUUGCUUUUGCAGACCCCGAGAAGAACAUCAUCAAUUACAAAGACUUAAUCGAUCAGCUGACCUUUGAUACAGAUUAGAAAAUGUUUUCUUGUGUUUAUCUGUGUGCCAGCAUCCUGAGAAAUAUUUCAAACACGAAGCCGGUGUUUGCUUUGGAUUUUAGGGUUUAAGGUCAGCAGCUCGGUCUGGGACUAAAGCACAUUUCAGAUAUUUUAUUCCCAAAGUUUUUUAACUCAGUCUAAAUCCUUA